Messenger RNA from Vitis riparia (riverbank grape), 2649 nucleotides. Its product is annotated as BTB/POZ domain-containing protein At5g47800. Lineage: Eukaryota; Viridiplantae; Streptophyta; Magnoliopsida; Vitales; Vitaceae. The transcript is spliced from 7 exons. Bases 604 to 2385 code for a protein of 593 amino acids. Gene Ontology annotation, molecular function: protein binding. The record is from RefSeq and is a predicted model, not a curated record.
UAUGUUGACUAAACCCAACCUACUCAUCAAGCACACACACACACACACACCCUCUCUCUCUCUCUCUCUCCUUCUCUUUCUGCAAUAGUCUUUGGUGAGACUUUGGGAGAUUCACUUUACUUUAGCUCUACAUCUCCCACCCGCAGUGCAUAGCAGAAGCCUUAACACCCUUUGUCCAUCUCUCUCUCUCUAUCUCUCUAUGUGCAUGAAACUGCUAAAAAUUUCUGCCAUCUUCUACUCAUCUCGUGUUCACACAAACCUAUGCAUAUAUGCUUGUUUCUAAUAUAGGACCUCAUCUCUUGGGCUUCACUUCAUGUGCCAGAAAGCAGUGCCCACACACCAACUUUCUGAAAUUUGUGCAGUCAACUUGGAGUUUGAAGGGCAUAUUUGCAGCCUUUUCCCCUCCCCUAAAUGGUGAUUGGAAUCAAAAAACUCAAUCAGAUUUUCACGGUGAAAAUUCCUUCUCCUAUGUGUUAAAGGGCUUGUAGGGCUCUGUACAGGAAACAUGAUGAGAUCCUUGUUGGCCCAAAGAUCAGAGGAUAAUUGGAAAGGGAAUGUCUCAGUUGUAUGAAGUAGUAGGUGGAAGAAAAGGGAGUCACAAAGAUGAAGUUCAUGAAACUUGGCACAAGGCCUGACACUUUCUAUACAGAAGAGGCUACCAGGACGGUGAGCUCAGAUGUGCCUAGCGAUCUCGUCAUUCGAAUCAACAACAUCACUUAUCUUCUCCAUAAGUUUCCACUUCUUCCAAAGUGCGGUCUCUUGCAAAGGCUCUUGACCGAUUCUGGUGAUUCGGACAAUGACUCUGUAGAGCUUCAUGAUAUUCCUGGAGGUGAAGAUGCUUUUGAGCUGUGUGCUAAGUUCUGCUAUGGAAUCACUAUUAAUCUCAGCGCCCAUAACUUUGUGCGAGCAUUCUGUGCUGCUAAGUUCCUUCGGAUGACUGAAUCGGUUGAGAAGGGGAACUUUGUUUUGAAACUGGAGGCUUUCUUCAAUUCAUGCAUUCUUGAAGGGUGGAAGGACUCCGUUGUCGCACUGCAGAGCACUGGAAAGAUGAUUGAGUGGUCAGAAAAUCUUGGGAUCACAAGGAGGUGCAUCGAUUCAAUUGUUGAGAAAAUCCUAACCCCCCCAGCAAAGGUAAAUUGGUCCUUCACUUACAGCAGACCUGGGUAUAACAAAAAACGUCACCAAUCUGUUCCAAGGGAUUGGUGGACGGAGGACAUAUCAGACCUUGACAUAGACCUGUUUCGGUUCAUAGUUACUGCCCUCAGGUCAACAAAUAUGGUGCAACCACAGCUGAUUGGUGAAGCGUUGCACGUCUAUGCCUGCCGUUGGCUACCAGACACUACAAAGAUUAGGCCUCCAGAGAGUUCAGCGUCUCUAGCCAACGAACCAGUGGAGAAGAACAGGCGAGUCCUUGAGACCAUUGUGAGCAUGAUUCCAGCAGACCGAGGAUCAGUUUCAGUUAACUUCUUGCUAAGGCUCCUCAGCACAGCAAGUUAUCUGGGGGCGUCUCCAGUGACAAAGACAGAACUCAUACGGAGAUGUGGUUUACAACUUGAUGAGGUGACAGUAGACGACUUGCUGCUUCCUUCUCACUUGUCUUCUGAUCAGUACUGUUACGAUAUUGACAUGAUUUCCGUAGUGCUUGAAAGUUUCUUGGUGCUAUGGAGAAUACAAUACCCUGCACCUUCUCAAGACAGCCAGUUCAUGAGAUCGAUUAGAAAGGUCGGGAAGGUUAUUGAUUGUUACCUUCAAGUGGCUGCAAAGGAUGCCAACAUGCCAGUGAUGAAAUUCAUAUCUCUUGCUGAAGCUCUGCCAGAUAUUGCACGGCCAAAACAUGAUGACCUGUAUAAGGCAAUCAACAUUUUUCUCAAGGAGCAUCCUGAUCUGAACAAGGCAGAGAAGAAGCGUCUUUGCCGGAUUCUGGACUGCCAGAAACUGUCCCCAGACGUAUGCGCCCAUGCUGUGAAGAAUGAACGUCUACCAUUAAGAACAGUGGUGCAAGUGCUCUUCUUCGACCAAGAGAGAGGUUUCAAGGCAACCAGCCAAAAACUGCCGCCCCGGGGGCUUCUCUCCAGGGCACAAGAGGCACCAUUCAGUGAAACUGUCCAAAGUAAACCAAAGUUACCUCCAGAUGAUCGAGCCAAUAGACAGGAGGGCACCAGAAGAGCCCCAAGUCCCGCCAUCCCUGAAAGAGACCAGCACAAAAAGUUACACCUCAAAUCAGAAAGAAACAUUGUAAUUAGCAGAGAACUGGGGGAAGUAGAGUCAGAGAAGGUAAGGGAAACCAGAGAAGAAGGAAUAUCAGGAAGCAAGAUGAAUCCAAGGAAGACAAUGCAGGGAAAGAGUUCAUCAGACCAUGGCCAUUACAAAGGUAGAGACAGGUAGUAAGCGAAGAAGAAACAUCUCAUGGUGCCCUCUGCACUCACUGUAAUUCUAUUUUUUUCUGUAACCAUCUAGCAUAAAGUGUUUGAUUCCAAAACCAUUUUCUCAUUACCUGUGGGGACUGUCCAAUAAAGGAUAGAGAUGGAUUGUGAUUUAUGCACUGUGAUUUCAGUGGGGAACAUUGUCAUGCCCAAAAAUUCAAUUGAUUAUUUGACCUUUACCCACUGUGGAAGUACUGGAUACAUCCACAAAGGGUUGUGUUCUUUC